Molecule: messenger RNA, 1845 nt
Organism: Fusarium keratoplasticum
Lineage: Eukaryota; Fungi; Ascomycota; Sordariomycetes; Hypocreales; Nectriaceae
Exons: 1
Coding region: 1-1845 (614 amino acids)
Source: RefSeq, a predicted model, not a curated record
AUGGCUUCGUCCAAUCCAUUCCGCAAGUCCGUCGUUGUGGCAGACACGGCUACAUUACAGGGCAUAGCCUCGUCUACUUCAACCCGCUUUCCCCCCCUCCAUUCGAUAGACACCUCGUCGAGCCGACCACCUCCAACGAGUUUCCAGCAGGUUGACAUUUCGACGUCUGACUCACAAUCCAAAACCUCCAAAAAGGUCCGCGUCCUCUCUCCUCCACCGCUCUCCCCCGAUUCGCCAGAAUGGGCCUUUACGGCACCGUCUUUCGAGGAGCAUGGCUCCAUGCAGCAGAAGGGCGAUGACCCGUUCGACGCGACCUCUACCGAUGACAGCGAUCGCGAGAUGGUAUCGGCGUUUGCCCGGGAUCAAGACCGUAGUGGCGGUCAAGCUCCAGGCAACCCAUUCAGCAAGACGUUACGAGAUUUGGAGUCGCCGGCGGCAGAACGAAAGCUUGAGGAGAAGCGGAAGGAGGAAGGCCAUGCGCUCAAAGCUGCCAACACGGCUCGGCGGUCCUUGGAUGUGAAUUCGUUUAAGAGAUUGCUCAUGACCGGCAACUCAGGCUCGGAGAAGCCCCCGUCACCACUUAGGAUGCGCCAAUCGAUGCCUCCGCAGGCAAGAAAUACGGCCGACUCCUCUUCUGUCUCCCUGGCAUCAACGCAGGAUAGCCUCAAAGACGCACUGACACCGGGCAGCGAGAUGCAAGAGGUGUCGCUCAUAGCCCGAGAUGCUUCGGAUACCCCGGAAGACGAUAUCGAGCGUAGUAGCUUCUCUGAUUCGAGCACAUCGCUUCAGAUUGGCAGAGGCAAGAAGCCACCACCACCACCCAGCUCUCGACAUGGCAAAUCGAUCAAGCUGGAUUUAAUCGGAGGCCAGGUAGCCCCGGAAGCAUUGGCAUCCAUGUCACAGUCUGACAUGAACAAGCCCCUGCCGCCGGCGCCUGUUCGAAAGAGCUUCGAAGAUGGCCACGAGUCACCAUUCGAUCAGGAGGCAGCGGGCAAGGCCCCCGAUAUCAACAUCGAGAACAACCCCGCGUCUCCGAAUACACCUAGGAACAACCAGAAAGCGGUCCCAGCGCCGCCGCCACGAAGGGGACAUGCCAGGGGGGAGAGCAAGGCAUUUGCUCCUAGUGGCUCUGGUUUAGGACAGCAGGCGCUUAAAAACCAUAACGAGAAUCUAUCACGGUCGUCGUCGAUGAGAUCCCAGAGCAACCAUGCUCGCCAUGACUCUCACGCCCCGGCUCCUCCACCACCACCACGAAGGUCGCACCACGGUUCGAGGCAGUCAACUCAGAUACCAGCGGGAAUGGCAUCCAAUCUCACUAGAAACGUGAGCCAAUCAUCGUCAUCUCCAGCUUUGUCACCAGAAAUCGAUACAAUUUCGACGCCGACACACCACCAGCCGUCAGUGGAACCAAUACCUCCUCGGGAGGCACAGCCUGGAAGUUAUCAGGCUGGAGUGACCAAGUCAUGGGCUCCUCCCCCGCCUCCGGCGCGCAACGCUUCGGUGCGACGGCCUGCUAGUAUCCGGAGCGUUGACAGCACGAGCCGACGAAUUUCGUUUGAAGCAAAGCCUCACGGUGGCAUAGCGCCGCCUCCCCCACCUCGAAGGCAGAGGGGAAGCAGUCGCGGCAGCAUAGAAGAACCGCCGAGGAGAACAAGCAUGGAAGGAGUUGCCAAGACACGGUCGAGUCAAGUUCCUGAAGAGGAACCUUAUGAUGCGGCGGCAACCAUCAGCGCCGGUCCCACAUCUCCGCAAUCGGCAACUGAUGCAGGGAAAGGUGCCAACAUCCUAGCUGACCUUGAUGCCCUGCAGAGGGAGGUGGACGCACUGCGGGGGAAGCUAGGGUGA